UCACAGGUGUUUUUACUUUUUGCCGUGCUAUGGUUUGGUUUUGCUUUCUUUCGCCCACAUAAUUUCCCGUUAUAAAACAGAGAAUUCGUCAUUUGACCAUAAAAAUACAUCGAAUAACUUAGGCGCACAUUUGUUCAUUAGCAAAAUGUCUCAUCAAACCGGAAUUCAAGCUAAUGCAGAAUUGAAAAAGUAUUUUAGUAAAUGCAGAGAUGGGAAAAUCAGAAUUCUAAAAGUUAGCAUAGAAAAUGAACAAUUAUCACUAUCGAAACAUUAUCCAGUUAAAGGGACAUUUGAACAUGAUUUUGAUAAGUAUGUCCCAUCACUUAUUAUAGAAGAUCUGCCUUGCUAUAUAUUGUGUAGGUUUGAUACCACUAACUCCUUAGGAUAUGAAUGGCUGCUACUCAGUUGGUCUCCUGAUAGUGCGCCUGUGAGACACAAAAUGCUGUAUGCCUCUACUAAAGCCACACUCAAACAGGAAUUUGGCUCAGCACAUAUUAAAGAUGAAAUGCAUGCUACUAGCAAGGAUGAAGCAUGUCUGAAAGGCUACAAGGCUCAUGUAAGUGGUAUAAAUGCACCCGCGCCGCUCACUGACAGGGAAGAAGCUUUAAAGGAAUUACAACAAAGUGGGCAAGAUCCCAACUAUGGUACUGACUCAAGACAGUCAACAAUGGGAGGAAUUGCAUUUCCUAUCACUGAGUCGGCGAAACAGGCUAUUAUUGAUCUCCAAUGUGGUUCCUACAAUUAUCUACAAUUCAAAAUAGAUUUAGAAGAAGAAAAAAUCUGCCUGUCAAAGGCGGCAGUGAUCAGUUUGACUGAACUACCAGCGCAGGUGCCGGGCGACGCCGCGCGCUACCAUCUGUAUAUAUUCACACACACGCACGAGGGCGACCACAUGGAGAGCAUUGUGUUCAUAUAUUCAAUGCCCGGUUACAGCUGCAGUAUAAAGGAAAGAAUGAUGUAUUCAAGUUGUAAAGGCCAAUUCUUAGAAAUCAUUGAAAAAAUAGGUGUCGUCGUUGUGAAACGGCUAGAAAUAGACGACGGUAAGGAAUUAACCGAAGAGUAUUUAUACGAUGAGAUCCAUCCAAAGAGGAACCUUCAUCGACCCGCGUUCGCGAAACCGAAGGGCCCGCCUAACAGGGGCGCGAAAAGAAUCACUAAAGCGCAAACAACUCAAUAGCUUUUCUUAUAUUAAGGAUGUCUUUCGCACCUUCAAAAUGAUAAAGACAUAUCAAAAAAGCAAGUAAAUGUCGAAAACGAUUGGUAUGUCUAUAAAUUUUAAUUUCAGAACCAAGUUUAUCUUCUUUCGCCACAAUAAGCUUUCUUUACAAUAAUAAAUGAUGAAGAUGGACAUAUUGAGGGGCUGAGUGUUGAAUUCUCAAAAUUUCAAAUUGGUAUACCUACUAAUACUUCAUACGGUCCAUCGACGGAGAUAUCUGAACCAAGCAAGCAUAAUGGCAUAAAAGCACUGAUUACCUUAUUUGUAGUAACUUAAUUGCUAUGUUCCAUUGACCUACUAGCAAAAAAUGUGGUAGGAACAGGGAACCCAUCGCAUUAGGAUCCCAAGAAAUCUCCUACCUUUAAGUGAUAAAUUAAAGGAUUCACGACCCGCAAUUACCAGCCGCCGUGAUGCCAGUAAAUAUGUUCCUACUUAAAUGCCUACCCUUGCUUCGAACCCUUUGCACACCUGCAGGGUUACAGACUAUACCAACCAGCAAAAGUCAUAUUUUUCUUAGUCGUAUCUUUCUUAAUAGUGCAUCACAGCGACAUACCAAUAUGGUGGAUGGAAGUCAGCUCGUCCACAAACAUCAAGGGUAUCGUUCCACUGAACUCAUUUAUUACGCUGUAGUAGAAUGAUUUUAUCAGUCGACGUCGAUGCAUAGUCCUUACAUCAAAUCUAUUCGAUUUUUUCGAUUGCUUGGUAUUGAUGGACCAAUGAUGAAAUGGUUCUGGCUGUCGAUCCACCACUUGUCGAAUUACCGUCGAUCGAUAAUGGAUCAGGUGUUUUAUUGACCAGCAUCCGUCUAUCCACUGAUCCACGCUUAUCGACGUCGAUGAUAUAACUGAAGGCCUCAAUCUAGACGCAGGGCAUAGCUCGUGCAGCGGUAGUGUGACCAGAUUAAACGUAUACUGAUAUUAUAGUAUGAGAUUGUUCAUGCUAAAGUAUCUCCCUAAACAAGACCUAAGAGGAAUCUCGGAUCUCUACCGACCCGCAAGAACUCUUUGAACAGAGGUGCGAAAACAUAAGAGCAAAUAAUAUAUUAUUCAGUAAGAGCUUUUCUUAUAUUAAGAAUACCUUUGUUAUAAUCGUAGCUUUUCCUUCCAAAGUUCCUUUCCUGUUUUUUUAUUAUAGAUUGAAAAUAAUAGUUUUUUUGACAUGUUUUGAAGUUUCAACUUAAAAUUUAUCAAAUUAUAAAAUGCAGAAUACUGAAAAUUGUGUGUUUAUUAGAUCUUGUUCUUCCGUUCCGAUAGUCCUAUGAAAAUCUAUUAAGUGAUUCGUGUUUUUACGAAAAACAAUGAAUUGUGUAGCAAAAUGUAUUAAAUGUAUAAUUCACUGGUUAAAAAAUCACCAAAAUUAUUAAUAAUUUGAAGAGAUCACUGUUGUAGUAGAAUUUGACCAAUCUUUGCUGUUGUAUGUAAUUAAAGAGCAAUAAAUAAAUAAUUGAAAAGCAGUAUUAAACCAAUUAUUCAUAAUAAUAUAAUAUGUUAGGCUUAUUUUUGAUAAAUGUGCAAUAAUAAUAUUAUUAUAAAAAUCGUAUAGUAUCAGCAGUCAUAAAGAAGUUGAUGGGAUGGUAUAAAAUUAAUAAUUUCAAAAGUUUUUUUAUUAUCGAUAUAAUUUUUUUAUAUUUAUUAAAAAAUAGUAGAAAAUUAUAAUUAUGCCCAUAAGUGUUUCAUUAAACUAUGAUAAUAAAAUAAUAUAAUAUUUUAUUCAGUAUUCAGGAUCAUGAAAUAAUUUUAUGAUUUUAUUUUUUAUUGUUCCAGCUUGUAAUACAAUAAUAAUUAUUUUAAUAGAUAAUUUUAAUCUCAUUUUAAUUAAGCAAGUAAUUAAAUCAUUAUUAGUUUAAUUUUGCUAACAUAAUAUUCUAAAUGCGUUAUGGAAUAAAGCUUCCUAAAAACUUAUUUAUUUUAAGUAGGUAUUUAUGUAAUACUUUUUGUUUCAGUCAUCUAAAAACAAUCGUUUUGCUUUAAGAUGAUAUUAAUUUUAUUCUUUUGAAGAAUCUUCAAGCUCUCAAUGUGCAGAUUAAAGUUCUAAAAAUUUUAUAUACUUACGUAAGAUGAUUUUUUAAAUUAUAUUUCGUAUUGUAUCUUGCCAAUGUAAAUAAAGUCCAUAAACUCGUAUCUAGUGACUACAAUGUAGCUUAUACCGUUUUACUUUAUCUCUAAACUAAAUUGACAGGGCUAAAUGUAGUGCUAUGCUUUUCGCAGGGAACAAUUAGAAAGAGAUAGCGUACAACGAAAUUAGCCACAUUAUCGCUGUUUUAAAAUAUUUUUUCUUUUUAAAUAGUCUUUUUUAUAAAGAGCUUAGUACACAUCGGCCCAACGCGCUGGACCAAUGCAUUCGGCGAAUGCCUUCAGGGCCACUUAGCGUAUAUUUACCGCGAGAUUUUCGUAGACCUAGCAUGUAUCAGGCGACCAGGUCGCGCGACCAUGGCCACAGGGCCCAGUUUUAAAUACAGGCCGCUGUAUGGCCGCAUAAUGCGUGCAUUUGUGAAAUCAUGAAAGAAUUAACUGGUCGCUGCGGCCAUUACGCACCAGGUCUGAAAGUGACCCGUAACAACUGUAUAUACACGUUGGUUAGUGCUCGCCGAGCGCAUUGGCCUAAUGUGUACUGGAACCAUAAAAUUGAUUUCACAAUUUCGUCGUCAUUAGACUUUACCUUCGUAUUUUGCCUGUGAAAAAAUGUGUAACGUAAAUAAUUGGAAAUGCACAAGAUAGUUUUUUUUUAAAUUAUAGGUAUAUACCUACCUAUUUUCGAAAGUUUCAUUAUAUUUUUGUAUUCAGUCAUAUCUUUUAUUCUAGUGGUUUAAAUAAAUGCUUUUGAUAUUUUA
This is a messenger RNA of Maniola jurtina (meadow brown), 4046 nucleotides long. It is a transcript of the gene twf, whose product is annotated as twinfilin. The record is from RefSeq and is a predicted model, not a curated record. Gene Ontology annotation, cellular component: myofibril; cytoplasm; actin filament. The transcript has 10 exons. Gene Ontology annotation, biological process: actin filament depolymerization; regulation of lamellipodium assembly; positive regulation of neuron projection development. The coding region runs from base 146 to 1177 and encodes 343 amino acids. Gene Ontology annotation, molecular function: actin monomer binding; actin filament binding. Lineage: Eukaryota; Metazoa; Arthropoda; Insecta; Lepidoptera; Nymphalidae.